Lottia gigantea (owl limpet) is the source of this 2220-nucleotide messenger RNA. RefSeq lists its product as hypothetical. The record is from RefSeq and is a predicted model, not a curated record. The coding region runs from base 1 to 732 and encodes 243 amino acids. Lineage: Eukaryota; Metazoa; Mollusca; Gastropoda; Lottiidae. Gene Ontology annotation, molecular function: transcription cis-regulatory region binding. The transcript has 6 exons.
AUGGCUGAAGAACUUGAAGCAACUUUGGCUGUUGUGCGACAAGAAACGGCCUUCUUAGAGAAAUAUUUUGGUCUGAGAAAAAGAUGUGAGCAGAUGCAACAGGCCAAUGAGAAGAUGGUUAAUAGGCUGCAACAUGUGAAGAAAAUAAUUAAGAGACACAAAAGAGAAAAAAGGUUCCUGGAAAGCAGACUUGCGGAAUAUGGUGACAAUUACAAAGAAUCACAAGUACCUUUGAGCUGGGAGGAGGAUCAGCUGUUCAAUUGUUUACGUCCUACAUCAUCAGAACCUCCACCUUACCCCAAAUCAGAUUGUGAUGAUGAUAUGACAACUAAAACUACAGCCAUGUCUUCAAUACAGCCUUACUUACAAAAAUCUACCAAAUCGCGCAAAUCAAAAUCAGACAAAGAGAAAGAUCCGAAUGCACCUAAGAAACCCAGUAAUGUCUUUCAAAUCUAUUGUAAAGAACAGAAACAGAAAGUUCAAGCAGUAUAUUUUCAGGAAUUUAAUGAAGAAAUAGCUCACCAUGAAUUAACAAGGAGAUUGGCUCAAAAAUGGCAUGUUAUGUCUCAGGAAGAGAAAAAGAUGUAUUAUGAAAUGCAUGAUAUUGAAAAUGAAAGAUAUCAAAGAGAAUUGAAAGUCUACGAAAACAGAGAAAUUACAGAACCAACAACAUCCAACAUGGCUGCCAAUAAUUUUCCGUCUCAAUUGGGCAUUAAAGAAGAAAUGGAAUAGAACUGUGAAAUGAUACUUGAGAAAAGUAUUUCUCUAGGGCUUUACAGCAUGGAUCCGUUUCUAAAAAAAUCUUACAAUGAGUAUUUAAUUGUCUUAAAAAGAAAAGUUCUCCAUCUGUUUGACCGAUUGUAACUUAGUCUGAGAAUUGGUUAAGCUAAUCAGUGUUCACAGUUUAGUCGAAAUUUGAGCAUUCAAAUCCAAAAUUAUCCAUAGGUGAAAGUUCAAAUGACGACUCGUCUUUUCUUGAUGCUACACCAUAUUAUAGAAAAUACAUAUAUAGAUAUAGAGAGUGAAGUCGUUAGAUUUUUAGGAAACCAUAUUCUGAUCUCAGAUUUCCAUGAACAAAGAAAUAUAAAUAAUCCAAAAUUAUCCACAGUUGAAAGUUAAAAUGACGCCUUGUCUUUUCUUGAUGCUACACCAUAUUAUAGAAAAUACAUAUAUAGAUAUAGAAAGUGAAAUUGUCAAUUUAACACGAACCGUGCAAUAAUCUUUUCUAAAAUGCAUCAAAACAGUAGAUCAGAUAUAGUAGAAUAACUUAAGUAUCUCAUCAAAAUGCAGUUGUAGAUGGUAUUGCUUAUAUUUUUGCUGUGGUCGACUGCAAUUGCCUUAUGAGAUGCAUUAUGAAAAUUCAAUGAAAGAUAUUGAAAAUGCUCAGUAAAUAUUUGACAUAAUGGCAAGAACAUUUAAAGCUUCAGCUAUGUUUAUCUGGAUAAUCCAGCUUAAUCAAGCUUAGCUUACCAAACAUAUAACUUGUAAUUUUUACACAUCGUUAUGCCUACUUGACAAGUAGUUCUCUUGCAAAAUGAAAGGUACUUACUAAACAUCACCAUCACAAUGUCAAGCUAUUACAAACUGUGUCUAAUGGCUGCAAUAUCCACCUUUCUUGUUUGUUAAUUGGAUAGAACACUACCAAAGUCAGCCAAAUAUAGUGUCCUCAAUGACACAUGCAGCCAAAUUGUAUACAAUCUGAUUAAACUUAAUCUUGCUCAAAUCAUACUAACAAGUGAAAGCCUCCUGCAAGUGUGGAUACAUGUAGGGGACAGACGGACUCAAUUUGGGGCUUACUGUCGUGAUUGUGUUUUAAUGGGGCAGUUCUGUGGAAGCGCAUAGGUUCAAGCUUCUAAUGGUGUGUUUGAGGGCGUUCUUCCCCGAGAAAUUUAAAAUAUAUUUGUUAUGGGAAAAAAACAUAUGGAAAUCAUAUUUGUUAAUUUGUUAAGAAUUACAAACAAUUAUUCUUGGGGUGGGUAAAUGCACCCCACCCCCACUGGUGCUGACAGUAACCACUAUAAUGAUGCUAGUUAAAGUAGAUACCAGUACCAAAGUUCAUGAAUAAAUUGUUCUUCACCACAGAAUGAUUACUGGAUACCUAUAUUUGUAUAUAAUUUCAUUUUAGUACUAUGUUCUGUUGUUGUUAUUUUGCUAUUUAUUUAAAUACCAAUACUGUGUUCGACAUGUAAAUCUACUAAUAAUAAAAUAGUCAAUUUUCAU